Messenger RNA from Athalia rosae (coleseed sawfly), 1197 nucleotides. RefSeq lists its product as uncharacterized. The record is from RefSeq and is a predicted model, not a curated record. The transcript is spliced from 6 exons. Gene Ontology annotation, molecular function: microtubule binding. Bases 83 to 1153 code for a protein of 356 amino acids. NCBI's taxonomy places the organism in Eukaryota, Metazoa, Arthropoda, Insecta, Hymenoptera, Athaliidae. Gene Ontology annotation, biological process: microtubule cytoskeleton organization. Gene Ontology annotation, cellular component: cytoplasmic microtubule; cilium.
GUUUUAUCAAGCACAAGCCUAAAACGUAGUCAAACCUAAAAAAAACGAAAAAAAUAACAGAAACAGCGUUACAGUUCUAAAAAUGUUGCAUCUCGAGUAUAAAAAUCACCUAAUUACGUGCCCCAUGUGUCUAGGAAAAGGCUACUGCAACGAGGACAAAUCUAAGUUCUUAUUUGGAUUUGGAAAGCCAGCCUCAGUUUCAGCUAAGUGCUCGCUGCGACUACCAAAUAUUAAUUUUGAAAAUAAAAAUUUCGGAAGACGUUCAUCUAGUCACGGGUCUGAAUUUCCUACCAUAGAAGGUAGUACGGGUGAUGUACACCUACCGAUAGUACUUCCUAGCAAGACUAACUUCAAUAAAAAGUCCAUGGCAUAUCCUGGUGGUGAUAACUCAAAAAUCCAGGAAUAUCGUCCGUUACCUGUACCUUUCAAAUAUGAAAGACCGCAAGAUGUGUUGAAACUAGCAUUGUUAAAGUUGAAGCAAAAUCAAUGGGAGAGUACUGUGCAAGCACUUAUGAAAAUUGCAGAAAUGUCAAGGUAUCAUCCGGAAAUGAUAGAUCCUAACAUGCCAAUUAUCAAUAGGAGUAUAUGUAGCUUACUAAAAAAUAUAAGGUCCAACAUAGUGAAAACUGCUUGCCAAGUGGCAAAAGAAAUGUUUCUAACGAUGCAAUGUACUCAGAGGCCUGAGUUUGAUGAGCUAGUUGGUAUGCUUCUGCAGAAAACAGCAGAUACAAAUAUGUUAAUACGGCAAAAUGCUAACAGUGCAUUGGAUGCCAUGGUUGAUUCUGUGUCUUCUUCACACUGCGUGAGAGUUCUAUCCAGUACUUGGGGUGCAGGGCACAAAAAUCCCUCAGUACGUGCUACGGUCAGUCGUUUGUUGAAUUAUAUUGUUACCAUCACUGGAGUCACCACACUUUUAUCGGCAUCGGUGGCAAAAGAUACACGUACUAGAAUAUUUGCAACGAGUGCAAGAUUUUUAGUCGACAGCAAUUCUGAGACUAGGGGAUAUGCAAGAACGUUGAUUAAACUUCUCAUGGGCCACGACAAUUUUGAAAAUCAAUUCAACCGAGAAGUCGAUCAUAAAUUGAUAGAAAAAGUCAAGAAAGAAUUGAUGGCAUUGAAAUAUUCUACGCCGAGCAAUUCUCAUAUGAAAUGAUGAUGUUAUGAAAUUCAGUAAAUUGAAUGAUGAACACUGUGAAA